Messenger RNA from Penicillium oxalicum, 7497 nucleotides. RefSeq lists its product as uncharacterized. Gene Ontology annotation, cellular component: cytoplasm. The record is from RefSeq and is a predicted model, not a curated record. Gene Ontology annotation, molecular function: catalytic activity; phosphopantetheine binding. Gene Ontology annotation, biological process: secondary metabolite biosynthetic process; amino acid activation for nonribosomal peptide biosynthetic process. The transcript has a single exon. NCBI's taxonomy places the organism in Eukaryota, Fungi, Ascomycota, Eurotiomycetes, Eurotiales, Aspergillaceae. Bases 1 to 7497 code for a protein of 2498 amino acids.
AUGGCUCUACAAGCGCAAUUACUCCAGGGUCUUCAUGCACCCCCGAUGAUUGUGUCAGAAAGGUUCCAACAAGUCUUUCCUCGCGUGGACGCACGACCAAUUCCAACGAAGCGGCCUGGCAGUCCAGAUACGGAGACUGAGCUUGUUGACCUGACACCAAUUCAGCAAGAGAUUAUCUCAGCUCUGGGGUUUCAAUCAGCAUGGACCUCGUUUACGUUUGAGAUUCCAGACCAAAUGGCCUUCAGCAUUGAUCGUCUCCGAAUGACUUGGCAGGCUGUUGCAGCACACCACCCAUUGCUUCGGACUGUCAUUGUCCCUAGUGAGAAUGGCAAUGGUCCCUACCGACAGAGAGUGAUGCACCAAGUGAUACCUAUGGUACUCAGUACUUGGGAGCCAAGCUUCAAGAGCUUGCCCUACUUGGUCUAUGAUGAAGCGAGUGUCGGCCGCCAGACGUUGACGAUCCAUUAUCAUCGCGCUCUGAUUGAUGUCAAAUCGCUACUUCUCAUCUGGAAUGACUUCGAACUCUUCUUUCAUGGCUUUUCAUUCCCACCACGCAUUCCAUUUACCACAUACGCCAAAGCAAUUGCCCUUCGAGGAAGCCAAGAAGCAUCCAAAUUCUGGGACAGUUAUCUCCAAGGAUAUUCUGCCAGCCGUCUCUUUGCGCGCAACCUCGUUGCUCAGACAAAGGUUAAAACGAGUGUGUACGGCGAUGUGAGCCUUCUCUCCCAAGUUGAGAAGUUUGCACACGAGCAUCAAGUCAGCGUGAAAGCGGUGUUCCUUGCCGGAUGGGCUGUCACUCUAUCUCGCCACCUGCAGAGUCACGAUGUGGCCUUUUAUACCAACCUUCGGGAUUGCAGCUUCGACCCGACGGAGUAUGUUGUUGGUCCAAUGGACGUAAUCGCCCCCGUUCGAAUUCAGCUGUUGGAGAGGGAGACCGCGCUCGAGGCCGUCCAUAGACUGGAGGGUGAAAAGAGAACCGUUUCUCAAUAUUCCUAUCUGGGAGGAGCUUCCAUCAGGAAGCACGGUCACAUUCAAACAUCUCUGUCAUCCAUGUUCACCGUUCGCGAAUCGGAAAUCCCCGUGCACAAUGUUGAGAACCCCGACAUUACCACAGAAACCACACUCAACUUCGCAACUCGUCAACUCACUCUGGUCCAUGACUCGAGUCUCUCAUCCCCCCGAGCCACGAUCAUCUUGCAGCACUUCUGGGAGGCCAUCCAGCAGAUCAUCACCAGUCCAAAUGACCAGUAUCAGAGCUUGAGGCUCACAUCCGAGCAAGAAAAUAGCUCUCUGUUGAGCUUCAGGUCCUCUUCUGGAAAUGUCUCUCCUCGGAUGGUGCACAACCUCAUUGAGGAGCAGGCUUCUACCGAUGGAAAUGCUCCUGCUCUACAGUUUGAGCUCAGUGAGUUCAUGAGCUUUACUCAACUGAAUGCUGCUGCAAACCGUGUCGCCCAUCGUCUUACUGGGCUGAUGUCUCCAGGAACCAUUGUUCCGGUUCAUAUGGAUAUAUCCGUUCAGUUCGUGGUUGGUCUUCUGGCUAUUCUCAAGGCAGGAGGUGCCUAUGUGAUUCUCGAUCCUUUCCAGCCACCAUCUCGCAAAGCAUACAUUCUCAACGAUGUCAAAGCACCUUUCUGUCUGACGAAUGGAGGGCCUAUCGAAGGGAUUGCAGAUGUGCCGGCUUACUCAGUUGAAGAUCUCAUGCAGAAUUCCACCCCAGAUGCGGAAAACAAUCUGGUCUUGUCUCUUGACCCUGAGCAGCCUGCAUACAUCAUUUAUACCUCAGGGUCCACCGGCACCCCCAAAGGUGUGAUCUUGAGUCACCGCGCAGCUUCCACAGGAAUUUUGUGCGCUCCAACCGUGCCCAACAACCGCAAUCUGCUUUUCUACAAUCCUAUCUUCUCGGCAGCCCAGAGAACCAUUCUGUCGACUUUGGCCAAGGGUGGCUGUCUCUGUCUGGCAAGUCGACCGAAUCUUCAAAGAUCUCUGAUGCGCCUCAUCAAUGAUAUGGAAAUCAAUUCUCUUGGUAUAACAUCCUCAACCAUUGCGCUUUUGGAUCCCGAGAUGGUUCCUACGCUGCAGAGAAUCAACCUCACGGGUGAAUCGCUAGACCCUUCCGUUGUUGCACGAUGGGCCAACCGUGUUGAGCUGAGGAACAACUACGGCCUUAGUGAAUGUACACAACUCACCUGGGGUCGACAAUUGUGUUCAGGAGAGCAACAGUCCUCUCAAAAUGUUGGACAGCCAUCUGACACGACAUCUGCCUAUAUUCUGGACCCGGAUACAUGCAACCUAACACCAUUCCUGGUUGCAGGAGAGCUGUGUCUCGAAGGUCCCCAAAUUGCGAGUGGCUAUUUGAAUCGGAAAGAAGCAACGGAGAAGGUCUUUGUCGAUAGCCCUUUCACUCCAGGGCGCAAGCUGUAUCGGACCGGUGACAUGGCCAUUCGACUGGAAGACGGCACUGUUGAAAUUGUCGGCCGGAUUGACUUCCAAACCAAGAUCAACGGUCAGCGAGUAGAGCCCGGGGAGAUCUCCGCUUUCCUUCAUCAGCAAAGCUUGGUUCACGCAGCGGUAGUAGUGGCUGCCACUGUCGAGGAAGAAAAAGUUCUCGUUGCUUGCGUUUCGCCGAGUGACACAUCGCUGUCCUGGCCUCAAGUGGUCUCUACCCUCCGAGCAGCAACGCUUGCCAGUCUCCCAUCCUAUAUGACGCCUGCAUACUGGCUGUCAUUCGACAAGCUGCCGGUCAAUCACAAUGGAAAGACGGACGUGCUGAAACUGAGGAACAAAAUCCAGGCAAUGGAUCGAUCUGAGCUGAUUAGUGCCUCAAUGGAUACAGAGGAAGUUCAGCGAGAACUGUCUGAUGUGGAAAAGGUACUCCAGUCCGUCUGGAGUAAGGUUCUUUCUCUCCCCUCGGAGGUUGUCACAAUCAACAAGUCAUUCCUGGCGCUGGGAGGCGACUCACUCAAGGCCUUGCUGGUUAUUUCGGAAUUAUUGUCCCGCAACUACCUUGCGGAGCUUGGUGAUAUCCUUCGCGCGGACUCUUUAGCCACCGCGGCUUCCUCUUUGGUUUAUCAAGAAAACGCAUCUGCGGAGCAGGAUUCCCCCGCACCAUUCAGUUUGAUGGCAGACAAAACGGACGUGGAUCGGACAACAUUUGAAGAUGUAUACCCUGCCACACCGUUCCAGGAGAGCGUCAUCUCCGCGCAUCAGGUUGCUGGAGGAUAUGUGUAUCACCGCGCGUUCGACAUUGAAGGGUACGACGUGCCUCGGCUUCAGCAAGCUUUUCAGAUGGUGAUCAACAACAAUGCCAUCUAUCGAACUGGGUUCGUGGCCCGUGGUACAGGUUUCUUGCAGAUGGUCCAUCGACAGUUCACGCUAUCUUGGGACAUUGUCAAUGACACGGCCUCCGUCGAUUCCUAUGUAUCGCAUGUUCAUAAGCAAGAGAUGGACAUCGCGCAACCUCUCAUUCGCGCAGCAAUUCUGAAUGGUCAGAUCCUCGUGAUUAUCAUGCACCACGUUCUGUUUGAUUUCUGGUCCUCCAAGUUUCUCUUUCAAGAUGCUGCAGCCAUCUACAACAAUCAGACGGUGACUUCCAGGCUGCCAUUCAACAUGUUCGUCCGGCACUAUCAACAACGAGUGAACGAAAAAGAGGCCUCAGAGUUCUGGUCCCAUUACCUCCAGAAUUCUUCUGCUACACGUUUGACCACAGAGGAGAUGCCAUUCAAUACCGCGAGUCGAAUUUUCCGCCAGAGCCUCCGGGAGUUUUCAGCAUCUGCAGGAGUCACCCCGGGUGCUCUCAUGUACGCGGUAUGGUCUAUAAUUCUGUGGAAGCAUACUGGAAAUUCUGAGGUCACCUUCGGUGUAACUUUAUCCGGACGUGAUGCUCCGAUUGUCGGGGUUCAGGAUCUGAACGGCCCGACAAUGACGACUGUUCCUGUCCGAAUUCAACUGGAACCUACAAUGAGCCUCAUGAAAGUCGUUGACUUGGUGCAACAGGAAAUCUGGAAUGUUGCCCGCUACUCCCAGCUUGGGCUCCGCAGGGUACUAAAAGCAUCUGGCCAAGACUCUAGUCUCUUUGAUUCCAUGGUCAACUUCCUUGUCAAGUCUGAUAUUGGUCCAGAUGCGACUGCCUUGAAGCCAUAUGGGGAACGACCCAUCUGGAACACCGGUUUCAACUCUCUAGAGGUUGAAGAGACGAUGAGUGGAGAGUUUGAAAUUCGUCUGUCCGGAUAUAUGGAGUCUGUCAGGACCAAGUUCAUCAUGGAGGAAGUCGUACUAUUGCUCGAAACCAUCGUCAGGAACGGGCAAAAGUCACUCAAAGAUGUGGACAUUGUCCCCCCCUCGGAGGCACUGUUCCUCCAGCAGAUGUCUACCUUGCCGACUGUCACUGAUGCCAAGUUCCUGCACAAGCGCUUUGAAGUCACCGCGUUGGAGGCUGGGGACCGUGUGGCCAUCGAGUUUGAAAAAGAUGAGCCUGUCAGCUACCGAGAGUUGAACAGUCGGGCUAACCAGUGGGCGAGGUAUCUUGUCCAGCAGGGCAUUGGGGCAGACUCUUUGGUUCCAGUCUGUUUGGGCAAAUCUGUUGAGAUGAUCACGAUCAUUCUGGCGAUUCUCAAGGCAGGAGGAGGUUUCGUCCCACUGGAUCCCGAAAACCCUUCCGAGCGAAACAACUUCAUCGUGAGAGACGUGUCUGCCACCAUUGUUCUGACUGAAGAAAGCCUGUGUGAAAUCUUUGAAGCCGAUUCCGGCGUGAAGGUCGUCGACAUCUACAACACUCACGUCUCGGACUUUGCUGACAGCAAUUUGGAUAUCGUGGAUCUGGAGCCUCAUAACCUGGCGUACGCCAUCUACACAUCCGGCUCGACAGGUCUUCCGAAGGGAGUCUUGGUUCCUCAUCAAUCCAUUGCCGCUGGCAUUGAAAGUAUUUCGAUGGCAGAGAGUUGGCAGCCUGAGUGGCGCGUUCUGCAAUUCUCCAAUUAUGUAUUUGACGUGUCUGUCGGUGAUAUCUUUUGCACACUCGGCAUAGGUGCCACCCUCUGCAUGGCUCCCAUGGAAUCUCUUCUCUCCGACCUAGCACAGGUGAUCAACUCGAUGGGAGUGAACCGACUCUUCCUGACACCCACUGUCGCCAAGUUGAUUCACCCGACUGAGGUGCCAGGUGUCAAAGGCCUGUACUUGGCUGGGGAGCCAGUCACCCCCGAUCUCGUGGAAAUUUGGACCCCACAUUGCGUGGUCAUGAACUGCUAUGGACCGACUGAGGCUUCAAUUCUCGCAGCCGCAGGCUAUAUUGAGCCCGGUGGGAAUGCCCGAGUCAUUGGACACCCGCUCCCAAACUGCGCCGCCAUGAUCUUGGAGGUGGACAGCCUGAGACUUGCGCCAUACGGAGCUGUUGGAGAGCUUUGCCUGAGUGGUCCUCAGUUGGCGCGAGGUUAUCUCAAUCGGCCAGAAGCGACAGCAAACGCUUUCGUUCUGCGCGGCGGUGACCGUGUUUACCGGACAGGAGAUCUUUCACGAUGGCUCCAGAACAAACGCAUUGAAUGUUUUGGCAGAAAGGAUAGUCAAGUCAAGAUCAAUGGACAUCGGAUUGAGCUGGGUGAGAUUGAGAGCGCCAUCCUGAAGACGAACCAGGUCCAACACGCAAUCGUCAGCGUUGUGGAAAUUCAAAAGAAGAUGCAACUGGCAGCCUUCUGCGUGGUCGAUUCUCGGAAUCCCAAUGGUAUCCUUCCCGCCGAAGAAUACCUUGAGACGCUGACAACUGUGAGCAUCAGCUUGACCUCCCUGCCACCAUACAUGGUUCCAACUAUUUGGAUUCCUGUCGGAACGCUGCCUCUACUUCCAUCUGGAAAGACGAACCGCAAAAAGCUCCUGGAAUGGAUCAACGGCAUGGGUAGCGAUGAGCUACAACAAUAUUCCAACACGGGUGCCCAGGCCGAGUUUGUCGCGCCAGUCAGUACGGAGGAGAUUCUUCUACAGGGUCUCUGGGCAGGUCUGUUUCACAAAGAUGCCAGCGAAAUCAGCAGUACCAGCCCUUUCUUUGCCCAUGGUGGAGACUCCAUCUCAGCAAUUAACCUGGUUAGCAAGUGCAAGGGUGCAGGGUAUGUCCUCGCGGUCAGUGACGUGCUUGCCUUUCCACUGCUCUCGGAUAUGGCCCGUCGUAUGAGGCCUGUCAAAAAGGAUUCGACCAAGAUUGAACAUGUCUCUUUUACGGCAUCCGAUGAGACUUACGCCACUAUUGCUGCGGCGGGAGUUCGCCAGACAGAUAUCGAGACCAUCUACCGGGCCCCCCCGGGAGUUGAAGAUUUCCUCGUUCGUGGCGCUAAGGCGGAGCAGUUCUGGCAGUGCCAGACCGUUCGACCUCUGCCCAGUGUGAUCGACUUCGACCGCUGGAUCGAGAUUACCACCGAGCUUACCGCAAGAAAUGAGAUUCUACGCUCCAUGUGGUUGGAGGCGGACGGAACGUGGCUCCAGGUGGUGUUGUCCAAGCCCGUUCUGGAUCUGCAGAUCAUUCCUUGCGAGUCGGAAAGUGACAAAGAGGAGAAGAUCAACCAGACCUGGGACAAGCCGUUUGAGAUUGGGAUGCCUUUCAUCCGUUACCGUCUGUUUGUUCUACCAGAUGGACAGCGCGACCUGCUGCUCAAGAUACACCACGCCAUGUAUGACGGAACCCUGCUUCGCAUCUUCGAUGACGAAUUCAAGGCUCUCUUCAAGAAGCAGUCUGUUCCAGAGACAGUGUCUUUCCGUGACUACGUAUCCUACAUGGAUUCAACUGACCGAGAGAAGUCUCUCGUCUUCUGGAAAGACCUGUUACAGGAUAAUCUGUCCCCGUUCCCUGAAGCCAAGCAUCCUAUCAGUUCGGCAAUGAGAAUCGCCACCACAGACCGAAAGGUGGAUUCCUUCGCAGCGCACUGCGGUAUCACCGUUCCCAUCGUCUUCCAGACAGCCUUCAGUCUCCUCCUCUGUCGCCUCAGUGGGCGCACUGAUGUCACUUAUGACAACCUGAUCACUGGCCGCAAUGUCGACAUGGAGGAAGCCCAGACCAUCGCGGGCACUUGUGCCAACUUCCUCCCUUUCCGAAGUGCCUUUACUGAAGAAACCACAAUCAAAGAACUCCUGAAGGACACCCAGUCGCUCUUCUGGAUCACAACCGAGAAUGGCAACGUCAGUCUCAAUGACAUCUAUGGUUCCAUGAACCAGGAUCGGGAUACUUCCGCCUCGCGCGCGUUGUUCCUAUUCCAGCCAUUUGACCAAGCCCCUCCUACCGCCAAUGUUGUCGAAAAACAUAUGCGCUGGAUGGUGAUGGCGCUCAGCAAGGUGCGCAUGCCUAUUGACUACGCACUUCAUCUGGAGGUCUCCAAGACGCCGACCGGGUACACCUUGAAGUUCAAGUAUGACCCGAAACUUUACAGCGACGAUCAGUUGGAUGGACUCAUGGGGUCAUUCUUGGAUAUUCUGGAGAAGAUGAUGUCGCACUCUCGAAGUCGGGUGAUGACAAUUGUUUGA